GUUUGCAUCAUGGUAGCAGGAAGUUUGUAUGUUCUGUAACUUUUAGAACAUCCUUUUUUUUUGUAAUGUUCUGCUGAUGCUGUUACUGUUGAGUAAACUUAAAAACACUUUUUGUCCACUGACUAAAGCCAUCUGUAUAAGCUGUGCACUGAUUCUCUUGAACAUCUACCAAACCAGCACUAUGAAUGAAUUGCCCACAGUACAUCACUUGAUGACAACUCUCAAGUCUUCUCCAGCAAACUUCACUCAGUGUUUACUAACGCCUCCCCCUGGGUUAUCUCCCAAAGUAGGCAUUGCCAUCCUCUCCCUUGCUUUUAUUGUUGGUUUCUCAGGAAAUGCUUUUAUUAUAUGGACAAUAUUGUUCCGAAUGAAGAAACGUACAGUCACCUGCAUCCUGAUCUUCCAUUUGGCUGUGGCCGAUAUAAUGGUAAUACUCACAGCACCAUUUUUCCUGCAUCUGCUCUCAACUGGUAGCUGGACUUCUGGGAAUGCUAUUUGUAAGCUCUGCCACUACAUUGGCUGCUUGAGUAUGUAUGCCAGCAUAUUCCUCAUUACUUUUAUGAGUGUGGACCGUUUUUUAGCAGUGGCUAAACCUUUCUCUUUUCAGAAGCUUAGGACCAAGCCAGUGAUCAGAAUGUUAGUUUUUGCCAUAUGGGUGUUAUCAUUUCUGUUAGCCAUCCCAAUGUUAAUCUAUCGCAUAGUGAUACCUAUACGUGGCAUGCAAAUCUGCUAUCCCUGCCAUUCCAAUUUUCAACAAUUAAUCCUUCAGUAUCUCUUUGAAAUUAUAAUUGGCUUUGUUAUCCCAUUUACAGUCAUUGUGUAUUGCUACACUUACAUUGGCAUAAGGUUGCGUAGUGCUAAGUUCCAGAGCAAAGAGAGGACAAGUCGAUUGGUUGUCUUGAUUGUCGUAACUUUUUCCUUAUUUCUGAUUCCUUACCAAGUAGUAAAUAUUCUGCAGGUUUCAGGGAACCUGAUCACGGGUCCUACAGCAGAGAAGCUCAAGCAAGCAGCUGCUUUUGCCCGACCCAUUGUAACAGCACUGAUUUUCCUGAGCAGCAGCAUCAACCCUAUCCUCUAUGGGUUUGCUGGUGGCACCUUUAUCAGAACUGCUGGUAUAGGGUUCAUGGCAAAGCUCUUUGAAGGAACUUCUUCUGAGGUCUCCAGCUUACGUAAGGUCUCCCAAGUCUUCCGUCAACGUAGCAGAAAUGAAUCAGUGGAAAUGGGAAAACGAGGGGAGGAGAUAAAGACAUUGUCUCUUAACCAAUGAUGACAAUUAGCAAAAAAAUUUAUGACUGCAUAAAAAAACAGCAGACUAAAAGAGACAAUAAAUACCUUGAUAUUUAAUAUAAAAUGUUUAGUUAUACAUAGUAAAACCAAUUUGACCUAUUUUCAUGUAAUAUAGUGCUGAAUAUUGUGGCUUUCUAAUUCUCAGCCUUGGAGAAUCGCACUGCAGACUUCUCAAGACUAACCCUGCUACAUAUAUUUCCCUAACUUUACUAUAUAACAAGUACCAUUAUACUAGCAAUAUGACUGUUCCUAACCUUGUUGUCUGCAUACUCAACCCCAGAUUGGCUUCCCCAAAAGAGGCCAGUGUGGUGGAUUUUGGCUAUUGAGAAACAAAUUCAGCAAGCAAAAUGUUUGUUUUAAAAAAUAUUUAGACAUUUCAAGGUGUACAUUUAAGCUGUAAUUUAAAACCUUUUUAAAAACCUACCUCAAUGCUAACUGUAACUAAUGUGAUAAUGAUGUAUAAUCCUGCUAGAAUUUCACAAUCUCUUUACAGAUCAAAUGAAACCUGAUUUUGAUGAUAGAUAAAUGUGAACAUUUUAUAUAUAGAUAUAUAGGUACAUGAACAUUUUUGUUUUAUUCUAUAAACAUUGACAAAAUGUAUCCCAAAUUCCAAAUAAAAAUAUUGUUAUUUAGAGCA
Messenger RNA from Bombina bombina (fire-bellied toad), 1924 nucleotides. Its product is annotated as leukotriene B4 receptor 1-like. The coding region runs from base 77 to 1267 and encodes 396 amino acids. Gene Ontology annotation, biological process: phospholipase C-activating G protein-coupled receptor signaling pathway; complement receptor mediated signaling pathway; inflammatory response. Gene Ontology annotation, molecular function: leukotriene receptor activity; complement receptor activity. The transcript has 2 exons. Gene Ontology annotation, cellular component: plasma membrane. The record is from RefSeq and is a predicted model, not a curated record. NCBI's taxonomy places the organism in Eukaryota, Metazoa, Chordata, Amphibia, Anura, Bombinatoridae.